CACGGCCGAUGCGUGGCUACACUCCCUAGAGAGUUGAGGAAGUCGGAAAGCUUCACCAUGAUGCGAAAGUGCGGAGCAUGACGGACUCGAAGGUGAUGCUUUUUUUUUUUUUUUCUUCUUCCGAGAUACCCAAUUCUAGCCCUCGUCGCAGACUGACUGAUUGACACGCAAUGCAGGAGCAUUUCGACCAAGGACCCGAAUAUGACACCGAGUUCCCCAACCAGUGGCCCGAGGACCCCCAGUUAUCCGGCUUCCGGCCCUUUAUGGAGGCAUUCUACCGCAAAUGCGAUGAGAUCUGCCUGCGGCUGAUGGAGGCCCUGGAGAUGGCAUGGGGCAUUGAGGACGGGUCGCUAGUCGCGCGCUGCGUGCCCAGUGCCACCGAUCUGCGACUGACGCAUUACCCUGCCAUCACCGUCGAGGAGAUGCAGUCGGGGCGUACCAGCCGCAUCGCACCGCACACCGAUUUCGGGCCCAUCACGCUGCUGUUUCAGGAUAGCACGGGCGGGCUGGAGAUCGAGGAUCGCACCAGUCCGGACCCCGACUCCUUUAUCCCGGUGCCGCCGACGCAGCUCUCCGAAAUGAUCGUCAAUGUCGGCGACACUCUGACGCGGUGGACCAACGGCAAGAUCACCGGCGGAGUCCACCAGGUCACCACGCCCGACGCCAUGAAGCAUGCCAACACCAUGACCAUUCCAUCUCGCAUGUCCAUGGCUUAUCUCUCCAAGGCGGGUCGCGAUGUCUCCGUCGGGCCGUUGCCCAGAUUUGUCUCCCGUACUGAACCCGCCCGUUACCCGGACAUCACCGCCCUGGAGUUCCAAAGAUGGAGGAACAGCAUCGUGUACAAUCUCGACAAGAAGGAGUAUCCGAACGGGGUGGAGGGCUUGACUGGCUUGGCGGAGGCCUACGUCUGACCAUGCGACGAAAUGCAAACGAUAUAUUGUAUUGCUGUAUUUUCACCACUUGAUCCUCCAAUCCCAUCCCUUGAUCUUGAUCCGCACC
Penicilliopsis zonata CBS 506.65 is the source of this 999-nucleotide messenger RNA. RefSeq lists its product as hypothetical. Gene Ontology annotation, molecular function: dioxygenase activity. Bases 171 to 911 code for a protein of 246 amino acids. NCBI's taxonomy places the organism in Eukaryota, Fungi, Ascomycota, Eurotiomycetes, Eurotiales, Aspergillaceae. The transcript has 2 exons. The record is from RefSeq and is a predicted model, not a curated record.